Didymodactylos carnosus is the source of this 5806-nucleotide messenger RNA. Lineage: Eukaryota; Metazoa; Rotifera; Eurotatoria; Philodinida; Philodinidae. The record is from the annotation of a GenBank genome assembly.
AUGUCGUUCAAACUUAUAAUUAUGCUUCUUGAUGAUAAUGACACUGUUUUAUCCUAUGAACAAUUGAUUUUCGAACCAGUACGGUUCGCUUGUGUACCAAAAUUUCACAUUUAUUUACGCUAUAAUACAAGACCAAAAAUUCAAAACAAACAUUAUUUUGUUCGUAUUGAUGCUUUUUCUAUUUCAAUAUUGAAUUAUGUUGGUUACCGUGCUAGUUGGUAUUAUAAUAUUCCAUUUACAUUUUUGCCUGUACAUAAGAUAUCUCUGAAUAUGUUUAUUCCAGCCGAACGUGUGAGGUGCGCUAAUACUAAAUGUGGUGAACAUGGACAAUGUUUGAAAUAUGUGAACCAAAAUGAGAAAUACUAUUGUCAUUGUCAACCGGACUGGUCUGGUCCUCUAUGUCAAAUACAAACCGAUAAAUGCAAUCGUUGUUUACAUCAUUCGAUUUGUUUCGAUAACGAAGAAAUAUGUGUGUGCCCAUUGGGAAAAACAGGUCGAUCGUGCCGGGUUCCAUCAUCGGCAUGUCAAUCCAAUACGUGUCAAAAUAACGGUACAUGCGUACCUUUAGAUCAACGGUUGUUAACAAAAAAUUUUCGUUGUUUGUGUCCAGAUGAUUAUUUUGGUGAUCACUGUGAAACACAUCGAUCAAUUCGUCGUAUAAAAUUUGAUCAGUCUGUGCAAAUACCGCCGGUUCUACUAAUCUACGCUAAAUUCUUACCAACUAGUGAUCCGAUUAUAUUAUUCAGACGUAUACCAUUGUAUGAAAAUAGUCUAUCUCUUCAGCUCGAUGGACAACCAUCGAUGGUUUUUGGUCUUAUUUCACAUGCUUAUUAUUUGAUUGGUUUACGAAAUGAUUACGUACUCAAUACAACGAUCAUAUCAACAGCUGUGCGACUUGAAAAUCGUUGUCCAUCUUUCGUAGAAUUAUUUAAUCAAACAAUUCUCAAAUAUCAUCCAUUAAAACGCAUUAAAUAUUAUCAGGAGCCUUGUCAGCAACAACAGAAGUUAAAAUGUUUCUAUGAUGAGACACAAAUAUGUGUAUGUAAUCGUCAAUCGAAUACAGAUUGUUUACCAUUUAAUCAUAAUCGAACGUUUGAUUGCAAUGAAAGAAAUUUUUGUUUGAAUAAUGGCGAAUGUAUUCAGGAUGAUAAAGAUUGUCCUCUGAAUUACAUGUGUAUCUGCCCAAUGUGUUAUCAUGGAACAAUCUGCCAGUUCGCCACAACUGGUUAUAGUUUAUCGCUAGAUGCAAUUAUUGGCUCCUAUAUUCGUAAUGAUGGUGGCAACCAACCAUUUAUCAUCAAUUUAAGUAUUGUCAUUGUUACAGUUAUGUUUCUUAUAGGAGUCCCAACAAAUCUGUUAUCAAUUCUAACAUUUUGUCAAAAGAAACCACGAGAAUAUGGUUGUGGUAUCUAUCUGUUAUCGUCAUCGAUUGUUAGUCUAUUUACUAUUUGUCUAUUUACAUACAAGUUUUUCUAUUUACUAAUAACACAAAUAUUUCUUGUAACAAAUCGACAGUUUUUAUUGCUGAGUUGUAUUUUGAUUGAAUAUUUAUUGAAGUUUUUGCCAAUUAUUGUCGAUUGGUUUAAUGCAUGUGUAGCCAGUGAACGUGUUUUUAAUGUGCUACUCAUGACACAUUUCAAUAAGAAGAUAAGUGUUUGUGCAGCUAAAUUUGUAUCAAUUCUUGUUGUUCUAAUAGCGAUUAUUAGUUUGAUACAUGAUCCGUUUAAUCGUCAGAUAAUUGAUGAUUUAUCACAACGUCGAAUAUGGUGUGUCUUACAAUACACAACUGUCCCAUGGUUAAAUAAUUAUAAUGUAAUAAUAAAUCUAUUUCAUUUCAUAACGCCAUUUGCAAUUAAUUUCCUAUCCGCUAUUCUUAUUAUCAUUUAAACUGCUGGUUUGAAAUCGAUAGCAUUCACGAAUCGAUCAUAUUUAAACGUAUUAAAGGAGCAGUUUCACGAACAUAAACAUCUGAUUGCAAGUCCAUUGAUUUUAGUGUUAUUUGCACUACCACGGCUAAUGAUACUGUUCAUUUACGUUUGUAUGAAAUCUGAACGACAACCGUACAUCUCACUAAUUGGGUAUUUUAUAUCAUUUCUACCAUCGUUGUCAAUAUUUAUGGUAUUUAUUAUACCUUCGAUAACAUACAAAGCAGUACUCGUUUCACUCACGAAGCGAUAUUCGAAGAACAUAAGAUGUUGACUUACUUAUCAACCACUUCAAGUGUUUCUAUUGUAUGAAUCGCUCUAUAAUCGCCGUACUAUUUCAGUUAGAUGAAACUUUGAUGUCUUUUUUGCUUUCAAUGAACACUAUAGAGAGACAGAUAUAAAGCAAGAAAUGGAGAAAAGAACAAAUUUUAUCAUUUUAUACAAAAGAGAGAUUGCACUCACUAUGAAAUUAGUGUAUAUUCUGGCAACUUCCCAUAUUAAAAAGUUAACAAAUUUAGAGGUAUUUUACUCCAGUUUUUCUGGCAGUUUGAAGUACACUAGUUGUACUCUAUGCCAAGCUAUUUUUUGGAAAAAGGUCGCUUUGAGUUUUUAAGAUAUAGAGACAAUGACGCUGAGAUCAUCAAGUCCCUCGUGGCCAAAUAUGACGAGCUCACCAAGUGGUUUGCUGAACAUGACGUGAUGAUCGUGGACAGAGGCCCUGGUCAAGCGAGGCUACGAGCCACAAAUGCCACCGUAUUUGAAGAAAGGAAUGACAUCGCAUACGACAGUUACGAUGAUGAAGAAGAGGAAGCUAAUUAAAAUGAAAACAUUGAAAAUUUUUUUUUUAUAAAACGAGAUUUUUUGGUUUUAAAAACGAUUUAUUAGUGAACGACGUUUCGCCCACAGUGGCGAUUUUCAAGUUACUAAUAAUCUAAAAACAAAGGAACAAGUUAUAAAAAAUAUAUAAAGACCAAACAAAUUAAUAAACAAUUGAAAAAAAUAGAGAAAACAAUUUUUUAAAACAUAAAACUGGAUUGAUAGCAUUUUUUUAUAUUAUGGUAUUUUUGAGCCAAUAUAUAAAUAAAACGAAAGAAAGACAAUUUGAUUUUAUGUUAAAAUAACUUGUAGUUGUGUGCCUUAUCUAUAUAACAUAUAAUCAUAGCUUCGCUCUUAGACAUCAAAAAAGGGCCGAAAACGUGCGGAGUCCUUAUAUUUAAUCUUUAGAUAUUGCUCGAUCGCUGCGAUGCAUCUGAAGUUGAAAGUCACCUCAAGCCUGGUUAAACAAUUUGACGUUAUUUAUCGUAGACAUAUGCCUCUGCUUGAUAAAGUCAUUUAUGGAUCAGAAAAAAUUAGUUGUUAAACAAGAAACUUUUUUACUAAUUUUCUAAUACUUCUGUCAAAUACAUGCUGAAUUUCUAACUUAUGGAUAAAUUAUCGUUUAAUACUGCGAUGCAAACGUUUAGUGACUUUGUUUACGGCUUUAACAGAAAACGUCAUGUUCUACAUGGUACUUUUAAAACCUUGGGCUGAGAUAGGCCAGUAUGUUCAGGUUCGAGUCUAAAACUUACGGCAACAAAAAGUUCCUAGAUUUGCCCUGGGAGAGAUUGAUUUUUGAGAUUUUCAAGCUUCUGUUUAAGUAAAAUUUUGAGAUCGAACAACGAAGAUAACAGCGAUAGCUUAAUUCUGUUUUCUUUCUUAUAGUGCAUGAGCCAUGGUUAAAAGACAAACUGCUAAUUGGGCUAACACUAUAUCUAAUCACUUAAUUAACAGAAAGAAAGAGAAAGUAGACAAACUAGCAAUAAGAAUAGCCGUUUCCGUGUAAAACGUUUAGACGAGACUAUUUUUUAGUACUUUUUAAGCAGCGUCUCUUUCUAGACUUUCUUUUUAGCGUACCUGAAGUCUUCCUCUCUCCAUCCUCGUUGUUUAACACUCAAGAGUCGCCUGCCGGUUCUUCUCUCACACUCAUUUAACAUUAAAAAACAUAUUUGAAGAAACUUAACUUAUCCUUCGGUCCUUAGUUAGAUUACCAUAUUUGUUCGAACUGAACAUUUGUUGAGAUCUGUGUAGACACUCACUCAUCAGUUUGUCACACAUACAAGUUGACAGUUGACAAGUACCAUCGGCAUCGGUACACAUAAUCUUAUCUUUAUGUAAGACGAAAUCAUAUUCUUCUUCAGCCAAAGGAUUUGCAAUAUUUGAUAGAGAAGACCAUAUUAUCACCUCACCAAUUUAGAAUAAAUACUAAUAGUGUGUAGCAUUAAAAAAACAGACAAAUAGAGACAUAAGCACUAUACAAACAGACACUAGAAUAAUGAAAAAAAAGGAAAUCAACAUGUAAUGUACAAAACAAUCUAUCCCUGUACGACUAGUCACUUUGAUAGCAACAAUCAUCAUUGAAAUAAUAUUGGUUUUGUAAAACGAAAGUGAUUACUCCACUAUUUGGUGAUGACGCUACACUUAAUUCUGAAUCGCGUUCUAGUGAAUCUUGACGAUCGACACAAUUAUAAUAAAAACAAACCAAACAUAUAAAGAUAAAUAACACAGCAAUGAGAAUAAUUAACGAAAUAAUCAUAAUAAUAUAAUUAUAAUUAUUACUAAAUGAUGCUGAUGGUGAAGGUAAAUAAUCAGUAGAUAAGUAAUCCGAUACAUUAUAUUUACUUAAGACAUUUAUAUAUGCUGCUAUAUAAUUAAAUACUUUUUUCUUCAGGACAAUUUUGAAGUUUUUCUUCAGACAAUGCUAUUUCAGCUAAACUGUGAUUUUUCAGAAUAUUCCAGUCACAGCAUAUCUUUAACGAUGCUACUUUUAAUUUGACAAAUUUUUCGAUAACCUUUUGAUCACCGUCUGUAGCAGCAAAUCCAUAAAGUAUUAAGAACAAAAAACAACUUUGAAUUUCCAUAAGGAGAAUUAAAGAGUAGAGUUUUCACGUAGUUAUAAAAUGUAAGAAUGAGUGUGUGCACCAAUUCAGUUUAUUUAUAAAUAUAUUUCGUUAUAUUAAUGAGACGACAACACGGACGGUCACUGAGACAAAUAUAUUUACGGUGUAAUCAGCCAAGUAGAGAAAGUAACUAGAUGAACGUGUUCAUAUAUGGUUUAAUCCAAAACGCGACAAAGUGUCGGCUAUUUUAGCAAUAUUAAUUUAAAGCACACCUUUACUUGAGGUUCCUUUUUAAUUAGAAAAUAAAUUAUAUCAAAUAUUUUGUUUUGAAAAUGUACUGAGUAUGUAGUCAUUGGCCAGAAUAAGAGUGUAAAAAACGUUAAAUAUUUUUUAACUUUUGAAUCUUCUUCUAAUCGUAAAAAGAAAUUCCCUAGUUUUCUGAAUGGAAGAGAUCUCUUCCAUUGCCUAGAAAUUGACCUAGUCCAUCCAUUGUCCUGACUCUCUAGAGGGGCUAUCGAUCUAUGUAAAAAUAUUUAAGAUUCGUUUGCUCAUGUUUUAUUAAUUAAGACGAGAAUAAAGGCUACUGUGAAUUUCUUUUCUUUCCUGUGUGUUUUAAAUUAGAGCAUGACGUGCAUUUUUCAUUCCUACAUAGAACACGUCCAUACAAAUACACGCAACAGCUUUUGCAAGCCCCAAGGGAUUAGAAGCAUCCACCUAGGUCCUCAGAGUCGAAAUACAUCUUGAGUAAUCUGUGGCAAUGAAAUAUUAGUUGAAUCUUCACUAGAUUCUGUAAAAAACGGUUGUUUCUAGUCACAAAUUGAAGAUUUCAAAAAAUUCUUUGAUCAACUUGGCUUCAACGGAAAGGUAUGUCAAAUCUGGAGUAGUUGCCUAAUUCGAGUUCGAAUAUAAAUGCAUAUUCUUUAUAUCUAUAUCUAUCUCUAUGAAUAUAGAUCUACAUCUAUAUCCAUAUACAUACAUAGGUAGGGAUAUGUCCUGUAGAUGCAG